UUUGGUUGUAGCGGCGUGGCGGUGGAUUGAUGGCGGUUGAUGGUUGAGGUCGCUGUCAAAAGUCAGACGCUACGCUAACAAGAAUGCAGUUCCUGGGCCGUUUGCUCGACACAGUGUCCUCAGUGUCCACUCUCUUCACAAACCCAUACAGGGUGAAGGAAGUGCCCCUGGGGGACUACAGUGGCACAGGCCGAGUCCAACUCAGACAGGAGGGGCAAUUGGUCCUAUACAAGAACAGCCCCAGCCAGUCCUGGGACUGUGUGCUGCUGUGCCCCGAGACGCCCACACUUGCACUCAGGCUAUUCCAGGUGUCCAAUGAGGAAGAUGCCCUGGCCUACUUCCUACAGUACUCUGUGAAGCUGCGGCCCUUCUAUGAGACGGAGGCUCUGAAGGCCGAAAGCACUCAGCUCAUUGUGGACUGCAUCAGGAACCACCCCGAGUGGAGCACCGCACACAUCGCCAUAGAGACGGGCCAGAGGGACUGUCUCAAGCACAACCAUGUGCAGAGUGAGAUAAACUCCCAAGACAACUCAGGCCGCACCCCUCUGCACCUGGCUUGUGAGCGAGAGGAGGUGGGCUGUGUGCGAGAGCUGCUAGAGGAGAGCCAGGCCCGCACAGACAUCAAAGAUCAGAGCGGAGACACAGCUAUGCAUUAUGCAGCCAAACUGGACUCACCCACUGUCAUCCAGGUGCUGUGCUCUCAGCUGUGCCCGGGAGUGAAUGAGCUCAAUUCUGAUGGAGAGUCUCCACUCCAUGUGGCCUGUCGCCUGGGUAGGAUCCAGGCUGUCAGGGCCCUGCUGGAGGGAGGGGCCAAGAGUGAUGUCAUUGGAGGCACCGGCUACCCCAUCCACACCGCCAUGAAGUACAGUGAGAAAGAAUGUGUGGUGGAAAUCCUGAAGGCAGACGGUGGACAACUGCAGGCAGAGGAUCCCAUUUACGGUGGCACCCCUCUGCACUGGUCCAAGAACGCAGAGAUGUGCCGUCUGUUGCUGGAGAAUGGCAGUGCUUUGAACUACCUCAGUAAAACCGGAGAGAGCCCACUGCACAUUAUGACCAAGAGAGGGCGCUUGGAGGCCUCCAUGGUCCUGCUUACCCAUGGGGCCAACCCAAACCUGAAGGGUCAGAACGGAGACACAGCCCUGCACCUUGCCAUGAAGAUGGACCAUAUCGACCUGAUCAAAGCUCUUAUCGUGUUUGGAGCUGAUGUGGAGAUCCACAAUGAUCUGGGUGAGACGCCUGGGCUCUUGGCUGCACGCUCCAGCAAAGGUGCCAACAGGAAGAUCUUGCUGGACAUGCUGUGUAGUGUGGGAGUGCAGCGCUGCCACCCCCCUGCUCAUGCCCCACCCCCUGCACACUCCAGCCCCAACCCCUCCUCCAAGCAGCCUCCUGGCAUAGGGUUUGAGAACAUGUUUCUGCAGCAGACCGCUGGAGAAAGUCACAACUGUCGAGGUGACCCAGCCAUAUCCAGCAAAAGAAGGCUGGAGCGGCUGCUGUGUCUCGAUGGGGGAGGGAUCAAGGGCCUGGUUCUGAUCCAGAUGCUCAUCGCGUUAGAGAAGGAGACAGGGCGGCCUACCAGAGAGCUCUUCGAGUGGGUGGCUGGUACCAGCACCGGGGGUAUCCUGGCCCUGGCCAUCAUACAUGGGAAGUCCAUGGAGUACCUGAGGUGCCUGUACUUCCGCAUGAAGGAGCAGGUCUUCAAAGGCUCACGGCCGUAUGAGUCUGCACCACUGGAGGACUUCCUCAAGAAAGAGUUUGGAGACGAUACUAAGAUGACCGAUGUCCAGUACCCUAGGGUGAUGGUGACCAGCGUGCUGGCGGACAGACACCCAGGGGAGCUGCACAUGUUCCGAAACUACGACCCACCUUCUCCGCCCAAAGAAGCCCCAUACGCUACCACGGCUACCUUGAAGCCCCUGACAGUCCCACAGGAACAAUUGGUGUGGAGAGCGGCGCGCUCCAGUGGGGCUGCCCCUACGUACUUUCGACCAAUGGGGCGCUUUCUGGAUGGAGGGCUGCUAGCCAAUAACCCCACACUAGAUGCCCUGGCUGAAAUCCACCAAUACAAUAAAUCCCUGAAGGCUUCUGGCCAGGAUGUGAAAGUGAGAAAGGUGGGGCUGGUAGUCUCCCUUGGCACAGGUAAACCUCCUCAAGUGAUGGUGAGCUCUGUGGACGUGUUCAGACCCUCCAACCCUCUGGAACUGGCUAAGAGCAUCGUUGGAGCCAAGGAGCUGGGCAAGAUGCUGGUGGACUGUUGCACAGAUUCAGACGGCUGUGCAGUGGACAGGGCCCGAGCCUGGUGUGAGAUGACCGACACACUCUACCACAGGCUGAGUCCACAGUUGUCCCAGGAAGUGAUGCUGGAUGAGGUGGGGGACGGGGUGCUGGUGGACAUGUUGUGGGACACUCAAAUGUACUUGUACGAGAAGCGGGAUGUCCUGCAGGCACUGGCCCUGGAGCUGCUGGACCACUGACCACACCACUGACCAAAGCCUGUGUGUCUACUUGAACUAAGUUAACAAAAUGAAAAAUGUAAAAGCCCUUGUAACAUUAGUUUAUGGACUGCAUACUGGUCGCUAACUAAGGGGGAAUUGGUAUGUAGUUAAUGGUUAUUUAUUUACUUAAAUGCGUGAAAAAACUAUUAGUUCAUUUUAAACGGUUUGCAAUGGUUCAAAGUUAUUCUUCAUUUACCUUUUGCAUCCCUAAGUACUUUUCAUGACUCUCAGAGACCAGAGCAGACUACUAUCAACUACAAGCAUGGUAACCGCCUACUUCCUGAUCAUCUGACAAUAAGAGCGGACUUAUUUUGACCUCAAGAGCCAUUUUCACGAUAUAUCUGUACUUCGGCCAGACAAAUUAAUUAAGAUUAGAGAAGAAAAUAGUUCAUGACUGAAUGAAGGGCCUGCUUAAAAUCCCCCCAAAAAACUACAUGAAUAGGCACUUUAUACAUUUUACUAUUAGUUAGCAAUUAUUAUGUGGUCCCUUAACUAUCCUUUCCCCCAAAUAGUGGUGAAACAUACAGACCAAUGUGAAAAUUGAAGAUGAAGAAUGCAUUUCGUUCUCUGCCAUUGUUUGACUAUGGAAAAAGAUUAAAUACAGUCCCUAAUCUUGAUUUGAGUAGAUACUUUUUUCCACCUAGACAACUUAACAUGACUUGAAUUAAGGAUAUUUAGUCUUGAUUAAGGAGCUCUGACUUAAGUAAAAUUAUCUGCCAAGUCUUACUGCACUGAAACGACAACAAAAAAAACUUUUAUUGCACUCGAAAUAGGAAGAAAUCUUUUUCUUUCGGCAGAGUUUUUGCCCUUUAAAGUUUAAAGUGAAACUGAACACCUAAACUCCACCCACAGCCAGAAUUCAAAUAGAGCUGCUAAACGGGGCAGUACCUGGAAGACUAAAGGAGAGAGUGAGGAGGGGCGGGGUCUGGGGGACUAAAGGGGAGAGUGAUAGGCAGGAGGGGUGAGGUCUGGGGGACUAAAUGAGAGAGUGAGGGGGACGAGGUGCAGUGUCUGGGGUUAUAAGGAACCGGUCUAACAGGUAUCCACAUUUCAAACUCUGCCCCUGCAGCCAGGUGUUUGUAAUCAGAAACACGUGGCUGUAAUCAGAACAGUCCUGUGUGAUGUCACCAACUACUGGAAAUUGCAGGGGCCACUAGAGGCAGCACAGACUUGACCAGAAAACCACAAAUUUGCACUAAUAUUACAAAAGUAGUAGGUAAUGCUAUUAAAUCACCAUAUACAGAAUUUUGUUGUGAAAAAUUUGAUUUAUUGUUUAGUUCCACUUUAAAAUAUAAGUUCUAAGUUCUAGUCAUGUUAACUAACAGGGAUGCGACUUCUUUAUUUUGUAGUGCACAUUUUCUUUAAUACUGGUGCUCUUAACAUAUUGUUAAUGUGAUGGUUUUACAAUGUAAUUUUGUUUAUUUUUUCCUGUAUAAAUUAUAUAUGGUUUAAUUGGCUAUGAUGUGCAAUAUAUUGAUGAACAUACUAUGUACUGCCAUAUCAGGAUAUUAUCAGUACUGUGAGCUUUGUGUUGCAGCAAGUUGUGAAGUACACCUUUAACCAAUCAGCUGUGUUAACAUGACAUCACAACUAGAAUCCUUAUAGUUUAACCUGAGCUGGAAGACAGGUUUGAAUCCUCAGGUGGAAUUUGCUGUUUAACUGUCAGAUUGCUGCUUUGUUGACCUGGUUUCUGGUUAAUAUCUCUGUAAUCACCAGUGAUGGAGGAAGUACUAUUGUUAUUUAUGUAAAAGUACAAAUACUGGUGCAGGAAGUAAUAGUAUCACAUAAAAAAUCGACUUAAAAGUAUUAAAGUACCCCUUUAAAAUGUACUUAAAGGGUAAAAUGUAAAAGUAUUUCAUACACGUUUUGAGGCCUUAUAAAAUGUCAAAUGUAGUGCUUUUGAUACAGAUUUGUGCUGAAUUUUGUUCUACAUAAAUGGCUAGAAAAAAAACAAAAACAGAUUGAGUUGUUUUUGUUUGUUCAAAUUAUGAUUGUGUUUAAACUCCUCAACCUUUUCAGCAGGUGUCACACAAUAAUUAAAAAAUCUUUUACUUUUCAGUCCAGUUCAAAAAUGUAGUGGAAGUACAGAUACUGCUCUCAAAUGUUGUGGAGUAAAAGUAAAAAGUAUCAACUUUAAAAUGUACUUAAGUAAAGUAUCUAUACUUAAAAUGUAUACUUAAUGACAGUACUUUAAUACUUUUGCUUCAUUUGACCACUGGUAAUUACUGGGACUAUUAAUAUGAAACACAAACAGGGGUAUUGUCUGCACUCAAAAAAAAAAAAAAAAAGUUUUCCCCGCUGUAGCUUCAGAAAGAGGUGUCGUUAUUCAACCCCAAAGACAUGAUUGUUGUCAGGUGAAAGGACUGACAAAAAAAAUGACAAAAAACUAAAAAAACUAAACAGCAAAUCUCCCACAGAGUUUUACAGGCCCAUGCCCUCCAUCUGAAAUUCUGACAUCACACAAAUCUUGAAUGUCAACACAAAUUUUGUUCAUUGUUUUUUUGUUUUUUGUUUUAAAUGUGUAAUUUUUUUCACUCCACCAGGAUGUAAUUUAAAUUAAGAAAAAUAAAAUUAUACUGAAAUUAUGUUAAACAAUAGCUAAAUAAAUAAACCACACUAGUCAAAAGUAGUCUGAGCAAAGAUACCAUAUUGUGUCAUUUUAACUCUUGUCCAUGUCUUUUUUUUCCUUUUUUUUUUUUUUUUUUUGCAGUGCUGAUGUUUCGCUGUUUUUGGAUUUUAUGCAUUACAUUUUUCCACAGAAAUGAAGUAGAACAUUACUGACCUGUUCUAAUGCUGCUAUGUGAAGCCAUAAGCAACAAUGUAAGCAUCACUGGUAAACCCAAUAAAUGCUUCCACGCACUUUGGUCCGU
Molecule: messenger RNA, 5362 nt
Organism: Periophthalmus magnuspinnatus
Lineage: Eukaryota; Metazoa; Chordata; Actinopteri; Gobiiformes; Gobiidae
Gene: pla2g6
Product: phospholipase A2, group VI (cytosolic, calcium-independent)
Exons: 18
Coding region: 84-2471 (795 amino acids)
Biological process (GO): cardiolipin acyl-chain remodeling; positive regulation of ceramide biosynthetic process
Cellular component (GO): mitochondrion
Molecular function (GO): protein binding
Source: RefSeq, a predicted model, not a curated record